AUACAUUCUUAAUCUUUGCAGUACAUAAAGACCAGCCUUGUGCUAAUCAUUGUCUAAAUAAUAAUAAUUUGAUUUUAACACCGGAAUCAUGGCAUUGAUAGACAUAAAAUAUGGUGUUCGCAUUUGUUUAGACUUUCUUCUCCUCCUAAUUGUGGGUCUUGUUCUUCUUGUGGGGAAGAAAACGUGGGUACCUUCGCAGCGUGGCUUCUUUUGUGACGACACAAGCAUUCGGUACCCCUUUGUGGACCACGAAACUGUGGGUGAUACCUCACUGUUAGGUGUGGGUGUGCUAUUGCCCAUUGCGACGAUACUGGGUCUGGAGUGGCAGCGAUGCCGCUCCUCAGAAGUCGGCAAGCGCGUGCAUGUAUGCGGGCGGCCGCUGCACAGCUACUUCUGGAGUCUGUACAACAACGUGGGCUGCUUCUUGUUUGGCUGUGCCGUAUCUCAGCUACUCACCGACGUCGCUAAAUACUCCAUCGGCAGACUCAGACCGCACUUCCUCUCUAUCUGCAAUCCUGAUUGGAGUACGAUCACGUGUGUGGACCCAGUGAGCGGCGGUUACAAUUACGUCUUGCCGGACUGCAGCCCCAAGGACGAAGACCGGCUGAAGGAGGCUAGACUGUCCUUCCCUUCAGGCCACGCUUCCUUCUCAGCCUUCACCAUGAUCUAUCUCGUGUUGUACCUGCAAGCACGCAUGAGGCUGCGCGUGCGUCUCGUACGGCCGUUCGUGCAGUUCGCGUGUCUGCUGAUGGCGUUCUACACGUCGCUGUCGCGCGUGUCCGACUACAAGCACCACUGGUCCGACGUGCUGUUCGGCGCCCUCCUCGGCACCGUCGUCGCCGUCCUAGUGGGCGUGUUCGUGACCCAACUGUUCGACGCGAGGUCCGAAUGUACAGACGACAGCUUGGGUGAUCACCGCUACAACACCAACACGUCGGCCGUGUCUGAGAUGCAGCGCCGCCACCCGCGCAUCGAGACGUGCUAAGACACUCUUUUAGUCUCAGCUUACAGCGCGCCAAUUAUGCUUGGGGACGAUGCCAAUUCAGUGACUAACUGGAGAGAACAGUGUUUACUUGAGCUUACAUUUGUUAUGUACGAUGGAUAAACUUUAGUUAUGAAUCAUUUCUUGGCUCAUUGCAGUCGAGUUCCCGCCUUCUGUUCAGGUCGUUAUUUGUUCAGAGUAUAAUUUUGAUAGAGUCGAAAUUGAAACAGAAGCAGUAUUUUAAUCGACGUGCUCAGUUCUAAUGAGCGAUAUCAGCUCGAAUGAUUCCUUCGAUAAACUUGUCUUUAUCUAUUGAAGCGACCUACGUUCAUCACGAACUAGACGAUAAAAUGUUCACACAAAAUUCAAUGCAACUUUUAUAUGCAUGAAUAUGGAGCUUCCUAGAAUGUUGACCGUCACUUCAGUCUUGGUUAAAUUUUCGAACUAUGUUUGACAUAAUAUUAUAUGCGCUACAAACUAGGAUUCGAACGUCACAUUAGUGCCUAAUGUAAGGUUUGAUUUGUUGUAUUUACCCUUUCAAAGCCUACGGCUCGGAAAAGCUGAGAGGUUUUGCUGAUGCAAUGACCACUAAAAAGAAUGAAUUGAAUUUUUACAGUGUGAUUGAGUUUUAGAGGUCGCUAAUUUCAAAAGUUUCUAUUUGAUUGCUCAGGUGACGCUAUUCUUGUUCACAUGCGUGAGAUAAAACUAAGUCUGUUAGCUUGUCCUUGUUGAAUCAUCUACUUUUUCGUCUUCCUUGAGGUGAUUGUCAUCUUGCAUGUUAAUUUAAUUUUUCCACUUACAGAUAAGAGUUCAGUAUUCAUAAAAUUUGAUUUAAAAAUGGUUAAAUAUAUGCACCAAUUAGGCGUAAUGAAUCUCAUUUUCGGUAAUAUCGAGGACCCCUAUUAAUUUUAAUUUCACCAAUCAAAGCAUUUAGAAGACCAGCAAGAGUGAAGAAUCACAAAUGUAAGAGCAUGUGACUCUUAUUCUCAAAGUUGUUCGUUGUUGCGUGCGAAUAACUUUACCACACGUGUGUUUCCAUGUUUUCUAUUUGUUGAUGAAUCACAGAUAUUAGUUUAAGUAAUUCGUUGUUAUAUCAGUUUUAUUAUAGAUAGAACUAUGAGCUCUGAAUAGUUGAACGAUGUGAAUGCUGUUGCAGCAUUGGGUUUAGUAGACUUGUUCUCUUAUAAAAUCUAACGCAUGUGCCAGAAUGUAUGAUUAAUUCCGCCCUAGGGUUAAUUCCUCAGUUACCGAACGAAAUGCUCCAGGCAUGCCGUUCAUUACAAAUAGAUCCUUAUUCGUCUUCCUAGACGAUGCUUGGUAAUGAAUCGCUGUCCAUCAUUAGGAUGUAUGUUAGCCUUAAGCUUCUGCUCUUGAAGGUUUAGCGCUCAUUCAUUAAAAUGACGGGUAAUUGGUUGACGAAAGGAUGGCACUAUAAUUUAAUGAAUAUUCACGAAAAGUAACGAUUUGGUGAAGUAAAUUUCUUAAAUUACAAAACAAAAUUCCUUAUUAUUCGAAAGCUUCUUGCACUGCCGAACAAAAUAGGAAACAGAGAAAGGUAUGAAGAUAAUAAUAGCUUAUAGGAAGAAAGAUCAAUGUUUUAUAUUCUCUUUCACAUUGAACAUUUAGAAUAAAUCGAUUCUCGAUUAAAA
This is a messenger RNA of Hyalella azteca, 2631 nucleotides long. RefSeq names its product phospholipid phosphatase 1. Gene Ontology annotation, molecular function: phosphatidate phosphatase activity. The transcript has 6 exons. Gene Ontology annotation, biological process: phospholipid metabolic process; phospholipid dephosphorylation; signal transduction. The record is from RefSeq and is a predicted model, not a curated record. Bases 89 to 985 code for a protein of 298 amino acids. Lineage: Eukaryota; Metazoa; Arthropoda; Malacostraca; Amphipoda; Hyalellidae.